This is a messenger RNA of Linum tenue, 2136 nucleotides long. The record is from the annotation of a GenBank genome assembly. NCBI's taxonomy places the organism in Eukaryota, Viridiplantae, Streptophyta, Magnoliopsida, Malpighiales, Linaceae.
AUGAGGAGAGCAAUAAUAAGCAGGGUAGCAGAUUCUCGACAUUAUUGCAGCAACUGGUGGUUACUAAUUGCGUUGGCGGUGUUUAUUGCGACGGCGGAGUGGAGGGGCAGCAACGGCUGUUUGGAGCACGAAAGACUUGCUCUCGUGGACAUUCUGGCCUUCUUCCAUGAUCAAGAAGUUGGGCUUGAUCCCAAAAACAGGGACGGUGACUGUUGUGGUUGGGAAGGAGUUAGAUGUAGCAACACAACAACAGGGAACGUGAUUGAGCUCGAUAUUUUUCGUUUUGUGACAACCACGACGUCGGGAGGGUACCUAAAUGCAUCUUUGUUUCUGCCUCUUCAAGGAUUGAGACACCUUUCCUUGACGAGCGCGGGAUUGGUUGGUUGCAUGAAGGAUGAAGGGUUCGAGAAGUUAUCGGAACUUGUUUACCUGCAAGGGUUGGAGUUAAGCUACAACCGUCUGAGUAACGAUGUACUGCCGUCUUUAAGCGGACUCUCGUCGUUGAACUAUCUGUCUCUCCGUAACAAUAGCCUCAAAGGGGUCAUUGACAUUAAUGGGUCCGAGAAGUUGCCAAAACUUGUUAAUCUAGAAGAUCUGGAUUUAAGAGAAAAUGAGUUAAGUAACGAUGUACUGCCAUUUCUUAGCACACUUCCAUCGCUGAAGUAUGUGUAUCUUGAUAACAAUAGGCUAAAUGGAGUCAUUGACAUGGAUGCUUUUCAGAAUUUUCCUAGGCUCCAACUUUUAGAUCUGUCAAAUAAUAAUUUUUCUGGAAGUCUGCCAUCGGGUUUCAUUACUCCGCGGAUGACAGAAGUUUAUUUGUCGAGAAAUCAUCUGGGAGGAACUUUCACUGACCAACACAAUGACAACAUUGGUGGAAUAUUUCCUAAAUUUUUAUACUACCAACAUGAGUUGGAAAUGAUUGAUAUCUCGAAUAUCAAAUUGGAGGGAGCUGGAUUUCCAUCGUGGUUGUUAGUUAACAACACCAGCUUACGUGAUCUCACCCUCAUCAACUGUUCACUUUCGGGGUCUUUCCAAUUUCCUAUUUAUCAGCAUCCCGUUGAGGAUCUUGACGGUCUAGAUAUCUCCAAUAACAACCUGUAUAGCCCCAUCCCAUCUCAUAUUUGUGCCUUAGAAAGCUUAUCUUUGUCAGAGAAUCGACUCCUUGGAAGAAUACCUGAACAUUUAUCAAAUUGUUCUAUGUUAUUUUCACUGGAUGCUAGCAACAAUCAUCUUUCUGGUAAAAUUCCAAGAUGGAUUUGGAAAUUUCCUCAUCUCCAAGUUUUAGAUCUUUCAAGGAACAAAUUUUCCGGAAGUCUACCAUUAGGUUUCAUCACUUCACAGAUAAGAGAAGUUUAUUUGUCAAGAAAUCUACUGGGAGGGACUUUAACAAAGGGAGAUGGUGCUCAUAAUGACUAUUCAAGCUACCCACUGAAUGUUUUGGAUCUUAGCCACAAUCAAAUCAAGGGUACAAUCCCGAGAUGGAUUUCCAUACUUCCUAGAUUGAACUAUCUAUUAUUGAACAACAACGAGUUCUAUGGUGAAAUCCCUAUACCUUUUACCUUGGAACAAGUGAAGACAAAUUUGUAUACUUACAAAGGGAAGCCUCUCGAUUCGUUGUCUGGCUUUGAUUUCUCAAACAACAACUUCAGUGGUGAGAUCCCUCCUCAAAUCAGCUAUAAGGAUGACAUGAAAUUUCUCAACUUGUCGAACAACCAGCUGAAAGGAUCAAUUCCACCUUCGUUUUCAAGGCUGUUGCAAAUUGAGAGUUUGGAUCUCUCACACAACAAUUUGAGUGGAACAAUUCCUUCCGAACUCGCGGCUCUGACUUUUCUAGGAUCUUUUAGUGUGGCAUACAAUAAUCUAUCUGGCAAGUGCCCGCAGGCUGCACAGUUUGCUACAUUCAAGGAUAGUAGCUAUGAGGGGAAUCCUUAUCUCUGUUGCACCUUUCCGCUGCCGCCUUCUGGACCAUUAUUGACGCCACCAGCUUCUUACGGAAGCUUCAUUGACAUGGAAAGUUUCUACGCAAGCAGUGGAGUGUCCUUCGUUAUGGUGCUGCUGAUUAUUGCGAGUGUUCUCUACAUAAAUCCAUAUUGGCGAGGAGUAUGGUUUUACUUACGUCAGGAUCACCAUCACUAG